Molecule: messenger RNA, 561 nt
Organism: Nestor notabilis (Kea)
Lineage: Eukaryota; Metazoa; Chordata; Aves; Psittaciformes; Psittacidae
Gene: CCDC91
Product: coiled-coil domain containing 91
Exons: 5
Biological process (GO): Golgi to lysosome transport
Cellular component (GO): trans-Golgi network
Source: RefSeq, a predicted model, not a curated record
AUGGAUGACGAUGACUUUGGAGGAUUUGAGGCAGCAGAGAGUUAUGAGUUUGGAAGUGGUGAAAAGCAGAGUACAUCCCCUGCUAUUGCUUGGGCAGCAUUCCCUACAGUAUCUGAAGUCCAUAUAUCUCCUGACGUUCUUCUGGAAUACUCUGUGCCAUCUUCCUGCCUGGUUCUUUCUGACUCAUUCAGUUUAUCAAGUGAUAACGUGGCAACAACUAUUCAAACAGCCACCAAUGUUGCAAACCCUGCUGUUCCUGAAGAACUGAUUCAAGCAGAUAUUCCAGUUGCCUCUUUGAAUGUAAUUGAAGACAAAACUUUAGUUACAUCAACCAUUGCUUUGGUUGAUGCUGAGACACAGAGAACAAAUGAACCAAAGAGCUACCUUCAACAAGCUGUUGCAAACCUAGAAAUCAAGCUUUGCACUGCUGAAGAAGAAAAAUUAAAAAUGAAAAAGGAAUUAGAACAUUUAUUGGAAAAACACAGUAUUCUAGAAAUGGAUUUCUUGAAGGAAAAAAAAGAAAAAGUAAUUUUGCAUCAAGAUCACUACAAGACACUCCAG